Eimeria mitis is the source of this 2340-nucleotide messenger RNA. RefSeq lists its product as uncharacterized. Lineage: Eukaryota; Apicomplexa; Conoidasida; Eucoccidiorida; Eimeriidae. Bases 1 to 2340 code for a protein of 779 amino acids. The transcript has 8 exons. The record is from RefSeq and is a predicted model, not a curated record.
AUGGUGCAGCGUACCAACGGGGGGCCCCUAGACACUGCUGAGGACAGACAGGGGCCCCUUUUGCCGCAGCAUGCAGCUCCCCAUGAUUUCGGCCCCGAAACACCCCAACCCCAAGACCUCACGGGGUACGAACUAUUAGAUGUCUUUGAGGCCCUGGAAGCUCCUGGGGCCCAGGCUGCUGCUGCUGCAGCAACAGCAGCAGCAGAUUUCCCUGUGGGCAGUCCCCACUGCAAGACCCCCUGCAGCGCCGGGGCCCCUGAGGGCCCCCUCUCUUCGUUCGAACAGUGGAUGCGCCCGAUAUAUGGGCAGCUCGCGCAGCCUUCUGGGGCAAGAUGCUGGGAAGGGGCCCCCCCGGGGGCCCCCCGGGGGCCCUGUGCUUCCUCGGAGGGGCCUCAGGGUACAGACGAGGGCCACUGCUCCCCUGCAGAUGGUGCCGCUGCAGAGGGAAGCAGGGGGCAUUUGCCUUUGUCUGAGGCGCAUUCAUGCUGGUCUGCAUCUGCUGCUGCUUCUUCGUCUUCUCCCGAAGAAGGCCCCGAACCCCUGCCUUUGGGGGCCCCAGAAGAAGAGGGCUUGAGGGACCCGGCUUCACUUGAGGACCCCGAGGGCCCCGGGGCCCCUGACCUGGGCCUCUUAUCCUAUGCAGAGUCUGCACAGACGCAGCCGGGGGCCCCGGCUUCCGGCAGGGACGGUGUAGAGCAGCAUGCGGGGGCCCCUGGGUCUGUUGCUGCGUCUUUGGGUCCCCCUUCUGCGCCAGCAGUUGUUCGUUCUGCUCCUGCUGGUUCCCCCGUGAAUCCUCCGUUCCCUGGGCUGCCUGACUGGGGCCCCCCUGAGGGGGGGGCCCCCCUGCCGGGUUCUGUGGGUGUGCGGAGAGAGCCUGGGGCUGGGGGUUUAGGGUCUGGGGGGGGCCCCCGUCGCCCGUGUUUGGUGUUGUUAGAUUUGGACAACACACUGAUACCGACGGGGUGGAUAAUGGCGUGCUGGCGAAAGGUGCAGCUGUACUUUGGGUUGCAGCAAGCUGUUGCAUGCAUUCGCCGGGGCCUCGCUCAGGCUGCGUUGGUGGGGGCCCUGGAGGCCCUGUUUGAUGAUCUGCGGCGGCUGAGGCAGCAGAGACACACCCAAAUUGUUAUUGUUACGAAUGCUGGGCUUCGUACAGUACAGGAAUUCUAUCUGGCGCCAGCAGUUGUUCGUUCUGCUCCUGCUGGUUCCCCCGUGAAUCCUCCGUUCCCUGGGCUGCCUGAUUGGGGCCCCCCCGAGGGGGGGGCCCCCCUGCCGGGUUCUGUUGGUGUGCGAAGAGAGCCUGGGGCUGGGGGUUUAGGCGCUGCUGCUGGGGAAAUGCUGCUGCUGCUGAUGCUCCGGGAUGGGUUGAGGAGUGCGUUGGUCGUUGCCUACGCGCGGCAACAACGGUGUGCAUGCGCGUUCGGGGCCCUGGAGGCCCUGUUUGAUGAUCUGCGGCGGCUGAGGCAGCAGAGACACACCCAAAUUGUUAUAGUUACAAAUGCUGGGCUUCGUACAGUACAGGAAUUCUAUCUCCGUCUCUGUCUCCCCGAGCUCAAAGAACUAUGCGAUAGAGAAAAGGUGUACAUACACUCCACUGAACACUUCGCUCAACGCGUUGGCCCCAUUCCACCCAUGGCUGAAGAAGAGGCUUUCUGCGAAUUCUAUACAGCUCUCAAGUACCACGAGUUUGAUUUCGUAGUGCAGCGCUACCUCAACGCGCUGCUUCGCCAGACCCCCAUCCCUCUGCAGGGGGCCCUGCAGACAGAUGAGGGAGCGGGGUCCCCCGUUGCCGCUGCUGGGGGCCCCCCUGAGGGGCCCCCUGAGGGGCCCCCUGAGGCCCCCCCUGAGGCCUGCCCUGAGGGCCCCCCUGGGAGCCCCCCCAAGGGCCCCCAAGAAGAUAGGGGGGCCCCCUCUCCCCAACGACGCUCUGCGCCUCCAUUCUGCAAGCGUGCGCGCACCUCACUACACAGAGAGCCCCCACAGUCACCUGGUUGCAGCAGCAGCAACAGAAGGGGCAGCGGCAGCAGCAGCAGCAGGAGCAGCAGCAGCAGCAGCAGCAGCAGCAGCGGCAGCAGCACGGGGCCUGACGCUGAGCGCUGCAAGCGGUGCAGCACCGAGAACGCGGAUUUGCAGGGCCCCUCGAGUGAGUCUGGUGUUCAGGGGGGCCCCAUGGAGGGGCCCCCCGGUCGCUCUCCUCGCAAAGCAGAGUCUGCAGAGGCGUCUUCGCGGUCGCCCCAAAUGCGGGAGCAGCAGCCAGCAGCAGCAGGAAGAGCAGCAGCAGCAGGAAGAGCAGCAGCAGCAGGAAGAGCAGCAGCAGCAGCACGAGCAGCAGCAACUGUGUAG